UCACCCAACGAAGUUGAAUUUUAGAGCCUGAAUUACUCUUUUUACGUGUUAAAGUUCCAAGCAGAAAGUGAAUUAUGGACACCCAGAAUGCGAGUUACCAAGCUGGCCAGGUCAAGGGCCAAACUCAGGAAAAGGCAAGCAACAUGACAGACAAGGCGAGCAAUGCUGCCCUAUCUACCAAGGAAUCUUGCCAAGAGGCUGGUCAGCAGGUGAAGGCUAAGGCACAAGGGGCUUGUGAAGCUGUUAAGAAUGCAGUUGGAGGAAACAAAUGAAACUAAUAUUAUUGGAGUUCACCAUGCAAGACCUCCCCAAAUAAAUAUUUGUGCUUUUUUAGCGUUUGAGUAAUCAAUUUUUGUUUUCUUCUACUUUGUACUUUCUUUUGAUCUUGCUCUCAUAGAGCUGGUUGAAUUUGUUUUCUGAAUUAACAAGGGAACUCUUUUAUAGAUUUUUUCUCCA
Messenger RNA from Quercus lobata, 456 nucleotides. Its product is annotated as stress-induced protein KIN2-like. The coding region runs from base 75 to 272 and encodes 65 amino acids. The record is from RefSeq and is a predicted model, not a curated record. The transcript has 3 exons. Lineage: Eukaryota; Viridiplantae; Streptophyta; Magnoliopsida; Fagales; Fagaceae.